GGCUGAGCAGUCCCCUGCGUGCCCGUGGAAGCGGGCGGGCUGUGUUCUGGCCUGUGAAGUUGCCCUCCCCGCGGCGAGUCUGAGAAGCUUCUCUUCGGGUUCUAGAAAGCGGCGGCGCUGGGAUCCUCUUCGCUCCCUGUAGCGGAGGCUGGCGCAUUGGGAUAAGAAUAAAAGAAUCUGAGCAAGUUGGAGAAGAUAAAGUGUAUUCAAUCUUCAAACUAGAAGACCAACAAAGCAGAAAAUGUACAAUUUUGAGGACGAGUUAACAUGUCCUAUUUGUUACAGUAUUUUUGAAGAUCCUCGUGUACUACCAUGCUCUCAUACAUUUUGUAGAAACUGCUUGGAAAAUGUUCUUCAGGCAUCUGGUAACUUUUAUAUUUGGAGACCUUUACGAAUUCCACUAAAGUGCCCUAACUGUAGAAGUAUUAUUGAAAUUGCUCCAACUGGUAUUGAAUCUUUACCCGUUAAUUUUGCAUUAAGGGCUAUUAUUGAAAAGUACCAGCAAGAAGAUCAUCCAGAUAUUGUCACUUGCCCUGAACAUUACAGGCAGCCAUUAAAUGUUUACUGUUUACUAGAUAAAAAAUUAGUUUGUGGUCAUUGCCUUACCAUAGGCCAACAUAAUGGUCAUCCUAUAGAUGAUCUUCAAAGUGCCUAUCUGAAAGAAAAAGACACGCCUCAAAAACUGCUUGAACAGUUAACUGACACACACUGGACAGAUCUUACUUGUCUUAUUGAAAAGCUGGAAGAACAAAAAUCUCAUUCGGAGAAAAUGGUCCAAGGUGAUAAAGAAGUUGUUCUCCAGUAUUUUAAGGAGCUUAGUGAUACAUUAGAACAGAAAAAAAAAUUUUUCCUAACUGCUCUCUGUGAUGUUGGCAAUCUGAUUAAUCAAGAAUAUACUCCACAUAUUGAAAGAAUAAGAGAAAUGAGAAAGCAGCAACUUGAAUUAAUGACAUUGACAACAUCUUUACAAGAAGAGUCUCCACUUAAAUUUCUUGAAAAAGUUGAUGAUAUCCGCCAGCGUGUGCAGAUCUUGAAACAAAGUCCACUUCCAGAGGUCCAGUGUAUUGAAAUUUAUCCUCGAGUAAGCCAAGUAUUGAAAGAAGAUUGGAGCAGAACAGAAAUUGGACAAAUUAAGAAACUUAUUAUUCCUGAAAUGAAAAUAUCUUCAAGUAUGCCAUGUUCCUGGCCUGGUGAUGAAAAGGAAGUUGAAUUUUUUAAGAUUCUAAACAUUAUUAUAGUUACACUAAUUUCAGUGAUACUGAUGUUGAUCCUCUUUUUUAACCAACACAUAAUAACCUUUCUAAAUGAAAUCACUUCAAUAUGUUUUUCUGAAGUCUCUCUGUCUGUUUACCAAACUUUAUCUAACAAUCUGUAUGAUUUAAAGAAUGUACUAUGUCACAUUUUAUAUUUGCUGAAGGAAUUCACGUGGAAAAUAGUUUUUCAUUGAAAAUGCAAAUCUAUGUUGUUUAAAUAGGCUUAUUCUGUACAGAAACAACCAUUGCUAAAUGGAGAAAUAUAGGGGUUGCAUGGAUAAAUAAAAUAGACAUGGAAUUAGAGAACAGUUUGGGAAAAGCUCAACAGUACGAAAGUCAAAGAAUCCAUGUGCAAUAUUUGAAGAAACCAUAAAAUUUUUAAGAAUUUGGAGAAAGUACAGAGAUAUGUGACAUAACAGGAGGAUCUAGAACUCCGUACUUAAUUACAAACCUGAACAUGAUUCCUUCAGAGAAAGGAUCCAAGCUGUC
Messenger RNA from Molossus molossus (Pallas's mastiff bat), 1742 nucleotides. It is a transcript of the gene TRIM59, whose product is annotated as tripartite motif containing 59. Lineage: Eukaryota; Metazoa; Chordata; Mammalia; Chiroptera; Molossidae. The transcript is spliced from 5 exons. The record is from RefSeq and is a predicted model, not a curated record. Gene Ontology annotation, cellular component: intraciliary transport particle B; cilium; centrosome. Gene Ontology annotation, molecular function: zinc ion binding. The coding region runs from base 242 to 1447 and encodes 401 amino acids. Gene Ontology annotation, biological process: cilium assembly.